Fusarium keratoplasticum is the source of this 612-nucleotide messenger RNA. RefSeq names its product GOLD domain-containing protein. Gene Ontology annotation, biological process: protein retention in ER lumen; endoplasmic reticulum to Golgi vesicle-mediated transport; Golgi organization. The transcript has 3 exons. Gene Ontology annotation, cellular component: endoplasmic reticulum-Golgi intermediate compartment; endoplasmic reticulum; Golgi apparatus. Bases 1 to 612 code for a protein of 203 amino acids. NCBI's taxonomy places the organism in Eukaryota, Fungi, Ascomycota, Sordariomycetes, Hypocreales, Nectriaceae. The record is from RefSeq and is a predicted model, not a curated record.
AUGCACUUCUUCACAGCCGCGAGGGCCCUCCUCGCCGCCGCCAUCUUCCAGGCCGCUACCGCUCACAACAUCGUCCUUCCCGCCCACGGCCGCGAGUGCUUCCACGAGACCCUCCACAAGGAUGACACCAUGACCGUCACCUUCCAGGUCGGCGACCGGGAGUUUGGCAGCGCAGGCAACCUCGACAUUGACUUUUGGAUCAACAACCCCGCCGGCCAGUACGAGGCCAACGAGAAGAGUGUCUCCAACGGCGACUACUCCUUCACCGCCAAGCACGACGGCAAGUACGUCUACUGCUUCGGCAACGAGAACUGGGGCGCCAACACCAAGGAGGUGUCGUUCAACGUCCACGGCAUCGUCUACGUGAGCGAGUCUGAUCUCCCCGCCGACCCCCUCGACCGCGAAGUCCGCAAGCUCUCCGACCUCCUCGCCCAGGUCAAGGACGAGCAGCAGUACAUCAUCAUCCGCGAGCGCACCCACCGAAACACCGCCGAGAGCACCAACAGCCGAGUCAAGUGGUGGAACAUGUUUGUCAUUGGCGUCGUCAUCGGCGAGUCCCUGUUCCAGGUCUGGUGGCUGCGACGCUUCUUCGAGGUCAAGCGCGUGGUAUAG